AAAACAAAAAACGUGCCAAGCCAUAUGAUUUUUUUUUUUUUGUAUAGAAAGAAAACGGUUUCUCAUUACAACAAAAGUGACAUUUUGAAAUGAGUUAAGAGUUCCUAUAAAGAAAUAAUAAGGAAAACAAUAAUUUAAAGCUUUUAAACAAAAAAAAAAAAAAUAAUAUUUUUAAUAGGCCUUUUUGAACGUCAUUGAAUUAAUUUCCUUUUUUUAUUGCGUGAGACAAUCAAGUGUAAACAAAGUGACGUGAAAAAGUAAUCACAUUUUUAUUUUGUAGCCUUCUUUUUUUUUUGUCUAAAAAUAAUUUUUGUAAUUUUUUGUUUUUAUUUUAAUUUUUUUUCUUGAAAACUUCUCUUGAGCGCGAAGAAAAUAAAAAAAAAAAAGUUUGAUGAAAAUUCCUUCGACAUUAAAUAAAAAAGAAAGUGUAUUUUUAAGUUAUUGGCGCUUUUUCGUUGCAUUGGUCUUCGUUCUUCUUUUGCAUUGAAGAAAUACACACAUAUCAAAAAUUCAAAAGAUGUCCCUGAGUUUAAAUUAAAUACCAGUGCAAAAAAAUGAGAGACGUACGAGCGUGCAAUUAAAUUUAUAACAUCUUUCAUUAACAAUAAAUAAAUAAACAAAUUAGAUAAGAGACGCUUUAGAACUUCCGCCGACAGACGCAAAAAAUAGAGGAAGUUCAUUUAAGUUCUUUAGAAGUCGUCGCAGUUUAGAAAAAAAAAAAAAAAAUAAUAAUAAAGACAUCAAUGUAACCGACAAGACAGUGAUUGUUUGAUUUUAUUUUUUUAAUUUAACCUUAGUUUUAAUUAAAUUAAUUUUUGUGUUUAGUUUUUUUUUAUUUUUAUUGUGUUUAAAUUAUUUAAUCAAAAUUUCAAUUAAAUUGUAAAUAUUAGUUAAUUAAUAGUUAAAGUGAUAUUAAAAAAUAAUGGCACACGCUCCAGCUGCUCGUAGAAAAGAUUCCAAUUGUAAUGGAAAUACAAAAAAAUGUGAUAAAGAUGCUGACUCAAAAGCGCUGCCAGUUCCGCCUGAUGGCGGAUGGGGAUGGAUGGUUGUUUUUGGAUCUUUUAUGAUUCAUAUUAUCACUGAUGGCAUGACAUAUUCCUUUGGUAUGUUCUAUGUUGAAUUCCUGGAUUAUUUUAACGAGGGCAAAGGUUACACAGCAUGGAUUGUUUCAAUUCUAGUAGGAGUCACAUUAGCAUCAGGUCCCAUAUCAUCAUCUUUUGUCAAUCGUUACGGCUGCCGACCGGUAACAAUAGCCGGAUCAAUAUUAGCUUCCAUAUGCAUCCUCAUCAGUAUGUUCGCUCAGAACGUUCUGACGCUGAUUUUCACAAUUGGCAUUGGUACUGGCUUAGGUUUUGGUCUAAUCUAUCUACCAGCCAUUGUCAGUGUAACGAUGUAUUUUGAGAAAUAUCGAUCUCUGGCAACUGGUAUUGCUGUAUGCGGUUCUGGAUUUGGUACAUUCGUCUUUUCACCACUUACCGAAAGUCUAAUUGGAAAUUUUGGCUGGCGAGGUGCAAUGCUCAUAAUAUCAGGAUUAGUUCUAAAUUGUAUAAUUUUCGGUGCAAUGUUUCGACCAAUCGAACCACCAAAGAAGGUGAUUGAAGGGGAAAGUGCUGAAAUGGCUGAACUUGCACCGCUCAAUUCGAAGAAAUCCGAUCAGUUCCUACAAACACCUCGAAGUGAUACGAAUCUUUCACGAUCGUAUAGCGUUGGUCAUGAUUUUGGUUAUGAAUUCCAUACAACUAAUCAAAAUGGUAAAUUAUCCAUUCCGACGAUCAGUAGCAAUAAUAACAUCCGUUCGGCAACUAGCCAACCACAUAUAAAUGGUGAGGGCCAACAGCAGCCGGUUCAAGGGUCCCAAGAGAAAUUUGGCAGUGGGAUGAUGUAUCGGCAAGAUAUCCUGUAUCAGGGUUCCCUACUAAACAUCCCCGAAUACCGCUCAAGAAAUGAUCUUAAUGUGAAUCGAUAUGGCUCGUUGAAACACAGCAUACACAAAGUAGACUCAACUCAGGAAGUCGAGAAAAUAUGUGGCUGUGUAUCAUGUUCAAAGGAAACUCGCGACACAUUGUCCGAAAUGAUGAACUUUUCACUAUUCAAAGAUUGGAUUUUUAUCAUUUUCACAUUCUCGAAUUUUUGCACAAGCAUUGGUUUCAACAUGCCUUAUGUAUAUAUAGCUGCUCAAGCCGAAACUCUUGGUUUGGAUAAACAACAAUCAAGUUAUCUUUUGGCAACAAUUGGAAUUGCCAAUACAGUUGGAAGAAUUAUAUUGGGUUAUAUUUCAGACAAACCAUGGGUUAAUCGUUUAUUAAUCUACAAUCUUUGCCUUACUACUUGUGGAAUAGCCACUGCCUUAUGCAUCUUCUGCACUGAUUUCUACUCACUAGCUGUAUAUGCAUCGGUUUUCGGUUUCACAAUUGGUGCCUAUGUCGGUUUGACAUCUGUUAUUCUAGUCGAUCUUCUUGGUUUGGAUAAGCUUACCAACGCUUUUGGAUUAUUGUUACUCUUCCAAGGACUUGCUUCAUUGGUAGGACCACCAAUUGGAGGUUUCUUCUAUGAUAUCACUGGAUCAUAUGGACCAGCUUUUGUUUUAGCUGGAGUUAUGAUCUGCAUUAGUGGACUAAUACUUUUUGCCAUUCCACCACUUCAAAGACAUUAUGCUCGCAAAGCUAAAAAACAACAAGCCGUCAAUGGUACUACAGCCUUGUAGGGAAUUGUUAUUUGUUACAAUUUUCUUAAAUUAAAUUGUUUUAUUAUAUUUUUUUGUAAAAGUUUGUUAUAGGUUUUAUUUUUUUU
Episyrphus balteatus (marmalade hoverfly) is the source of this 2790-nucleotide messenger RNA. RefSeq names its product monocarboxylate transporter 5 (gene Mct1). The record is from RefSeq and is a predicted model, not a curated record. Gene Ontology annotation, biological process: transmembrane transport; monocarboxylic acid transport. The transcript is spliced from 9 exons. Lineage: Eukaryota; Metazoa; Arthropoda; Insecta; Diptera; Syrphidae. Gene Ontology annotation, molecular function: monocarboxylic acid transmembrane transporter activity. Bases 923 to 2704 code for a protein of 593 amino acids.